Molecule: messenger RNA, 2827 nt
Organism: Gossypium raimondii (Peruvian cotton)
Lineage: Eukaryota; Viridiplantae; Streptophyta; Magnoliopsida; Malvales; Malvaceae
Product: probable receptor-like protein kinase At4g39110
Exons: 1
Coding region: 185-2770 (861 amino acids)
Biological process (GO): protein autophosphorylation
Cellular component (GO): plasmodesma; plasma membrane
Molecular function (GO): transmembrane receptor protein tyrosine kinase activity; ATP binding
Source: RefSeq, a predicted model, not a curated record
CAAAACGAAACACAAACAUUGGUUCACAAAUUUGAGACUUGCAAAAUCCAAUUCCUGUUGUCAAUUAGAUUUCCACCAUUGGUAUCCAAAAACAACAGCAACAAGAACAAGCCAACCCUGUUUCAUAAAAUUAACACCAUUACCUUAUGUUUUCCAAAGAACCCUUUUUGUUGGUUCAUUUUUUAUGGAAACAUCCAUCCCUCAUUCAGACGGGAUGGAGAUAGAAAAGAACGCAUCAUUAUUAUCAUCAUCAUCACCAUCAUCGUCAAUGGCUAUCCUUGUGGUUACCAUGUUGUUAUGGAGCUUGAUUUCGUGCCCCAGCAGUGUUUACGGCAUCGCAACCGGCCCUUUCACCCCUACUGACAACAUCCUCAUCGACUGUGGUGCUAACGCUGCAUCCAAAGUCCCUGAUGGAAGGACCUACAAAACCGACCAAGAAGCGUCUCAGUUGUUGGACACCAAGGAUGAUACUCAAGUCUCUGUCUCCAAUGUUGAUCUUCCUACCCCUUUGUUCUUAAACGCCAAGGUUUUCCCACAAGAAGCCACCUACACGUUCGCGUUGAAACGCCCCGGUUUCCAUUGGCUCCGUCUCUAUUUCUAUGCCAUUAAAGAUAACAAGUAUGAUCUUCAACAAUCAACCUUCUCUGUGUCUGCCAACCAGUAUGCUAUCCUUCAUAACUUCAAGGUUGCCAAUGCUACCAUACCUGUUCUCAAGGAGUACCUUAUUAACAUGAAUGACCCUAAUUUCCUUCUCAAGUUUUCUCCUAUGAAGAAUUCCUUCGCUUUCGUUAAUGCCAUCGAGGUGGUUUCGGUGCCAGAUACCUUGAUCGUCGACACCGGCAGUUCCCUUACCCCGGUGAACUCCAUUUCCGGUUUAACCCAGCAUGGUUACCAAGUUGUUUAUAGGUUGAACAUGGGGGGUCCUUUGAUCACCCCAGUGAAUGACACCCUAGGAAGGACUUGGAUACCUGAUACUCAUUAUCUUAAAGAUAAAAACUUCGCUAAACAGGCCUCUACUUUACCAUCUGCAGUCAGCUACACCGAUCAAAUGACCCCGUGGAUAGCACCGCCCACUGUGUAUUCGUCUCUCAUCGAGAUGGCGGUGGCUGAUGACAAGACGGUGAACCCAAACUUCAAUGUGACAUGGCAGUUGGAAGUUGAUGAAGCAUUUGAUUACUUGAUUAGGUUGCAUUUUUGUGACAUUGUUAGCAAGACACUCAAUGACCUGUUUUUCAAUGUAUACAUCUGUGGUAAAAUGGCUAUUUCCCAGUUGGAUUUGUCGAGCUUGACAGGUCAGUUGGCCGUUCCGUACUACAAAGAUAUAGUGGUGAAUGCUUCCACCCUCAGCAAUGGUCUUUCGGUUCAGAUCGGUCCAUUGAGCCAGGGUGCCGGAAUAAAAAAUGCGAUUCUUAAUGGCUUGGAGGUGAUGAAAAUGAGCAACGCGGCUGAUAGUCUGGAUGGGGAGUUCAGUGUCGAUGGAAGCUCGAGCUCGAGCAACAAGGGUGCGGUGGCCGUCGUUGGUUUCGCCAUGAUGUUCGGCGCAUUUGUUGGUCUUGGUGCAAUGGUUAUUAGAUGGAAGAGGAGGCCCCAAGAUUGGCAAAGGAGGAACAGCUUUUCUUCAUGGCUGCUCCCACUCCAUGCUGGAGACAGUAGCUCCUUGAGCAAAUCUGGCGGUUCUCAAAAGCACUCUUCAACACUAGGCUUAGGCCGUUAUUUCUCCCUGGCAGAGUUGCAAGAAGCAACCAAGAACUUUGACUCGAACGCCAUCAUUGGUGUCGGUGGGUUCGGAAAUGUGUAUUUAGGCACGAUCGAUGAUGGGACGCAAGUUGCUGUCAAGAGAGGGAACCCGCAAUCCGAGCAAGGUAUCACAGAGUUCCACACAGAAAUCCAGAUGUUGUCAAAGCUAAGGCAUAGGCACCUGGUCUCACUGAUUGGUUAUUGUGAUGAGAACAGUGAAAUGAUCCUGGUUUAUGAGUACAUGUCCAAUGGACCUUUCAAGGAUCACUUGUAUGGAAAAGAGUUGCCAUCGUUAUCAUGGAAGCAAAGGCUUGAGAUCUGCAUCGGAGCGGCUCGGGGGCUUCACUACCUUCAUACCGGUACCGCACAAGGAAUCAUUCACCGUGAUGUUAAGACCACCAACAUAUUGCUUGAUGAUGCCUUUGUUGCCAAGGUUGCUGACUUUGGGCUAUCAAAAGACACACCUAUGGGGCAGAAUCAUGUUAGCACUGCAGUGAAAGGCAGCUUUGGGUACUUAGACCCUGAGUAUUUCAGGAGGCAGCAACUAACCGAAAAAUCGGAUGUUUACUCAUUCGGCGUCGUUCUCCUCGAAUCCUUAUGCGCAAGGCCUGCCAUUAACCCACGGUUGCCAAGAGAGCAGGUUAGCUUAGCUGAAUGGGCAAUGCAAUGGAAAAGGAAGGGGUUGCUUGAAAAGAUCAUUGAUCCUCAGCUUGUUGGUGCCAUCGAUGCUGAAUCAAUGAACAAAUUUGCGGAGGCUGCUGAGAAGUGCUUGGCUGAAUAUGGUGUUGACAGGCCUUCCAUGGGGGAUGUUUUAUGGAACUUGGAACAUGCUUUGCAGUUGCAAGAAUCGUCCUCAGUGGGAAAAUCAGAGGAAGCCGCCGCCCCUGUGCAGCCUUCUCCACCGGCUCCAACCGUCACUCCUCCAUCUGAUACUAAUCCUCCAGCUCCUCACCCAGAAACCAACACAGGUCAGACCAUUGAACACUCAGGAACUGCCAUAUUUGCACAAUUUCAAGGGAUGAAUGGUCGAUAAAAUAACGGGUGGCUCGAUAAUUAGGAUUAUGAAUUCAGCCAUUUCACAUGAUGCAAC